Xenopus laevis (African clawed frog) is the source of this 3019-nucleotide messenger RNA. RefSeq names its product taste receptor type 2 member 40 (gene tas2r4.L). Bases 848 to 1762 code for a protein of 304 amino acids. NCBI's taxonomy places the organism in Eukaryota, Metazoa, Chordata, Amphibia, Anura, Pipidae. The record is from RefSeq and is a predicted model, not a curated record. The transcript has a single exon.
UUUAGUAUAGAAGCUGUAGUAUUAGCUUGGUGUGACAUCACUUCCUGCUUGAGUCUCUUGUUGCUGGUCAACCUCUCCGUCUUCUCCAUUCUCCCCAAUGAACAGGUCAAGCGUGUUUUGUUCAAGGAUCCAGUUGUUUGUUUUCUCGUCAGUCUGAGUCUGAGUUCAGAGAUGUCAGCAUCAGAACUUUCCCUGCACUUAUGUCCUCAUCCAUGUGUUUAUAGAUACAUCUGUAGAUAUAUAUAUAUAUGAAGAUCUUUUCUAGCUAGUAUAGUGUUGUACCAGCCCCAACCUACCCAAUCCAUGAGUUUCAGGCCUGCCCAAACAGCACCUUUCCCUGCCUCCGAAGCUCCACCCACAACACAUAGAAUUAUUUUUUUUGAUUGGGGUUAGCAUAAUAGACAGAAAGACAAGGGCAUAUACAGUAUAUAUCUUGUUUAUGCAUCUGCAAAGAAACCAUACGAAUGAUUCCAGGAUACCCAGUGCUCAUGGGAAGUUCCGACAGGCAGACACAGGUUUAAGCGUCGGGAUUUUAUGUCUUAUUACAGUUAUGAGAUAGAAGGAAUGUUCUGUGGCUAAUUUGGUCUUGGGGUGCAGAAGAACUUGGCAGUGAAGAUUGUUGAGCAGGAAGGGAGCCCAUCUGAGGCUUCAGAGUUAUCAUACACUACUUAUCCCACAUGCAAACCAUUGAGUGAAAAGUGGAUUUGCAUCAUAACCAAACGACCUUACUGGUUGUGCGUUUACCGGAUGCACUCUAUAUAAUCACCACUUGCAUCGCUAAUAAUUUCUGUACAUCUGAGGGACCUGUUCCGUGGUUGAGGACACAGUUUGCAUCAAGUCUGGAGCAAUGGACAUGGAAUUGUCUGUGACUGUCACACUGUUCAGCCAACUGGCCCUGGGGGUGGCAGUUAACGGCUUCAUCGUUGGGACGUAUCUGCUGGAAUGGAGGAAGAACAGAAGUCUCCAUAUAAGCGACACUGUGCUGAUGUCCCUGGCCUUGAAUCGAUUCCUGUGGCAACUGUUUCAUACGUUGGCAUCAUUGUUUUCAUUCGUACAAGUCACCCUCACAGCCACGUACAAGUUUCUCUAUUGCUUCUGUGCCUUUCUCAACUGGAGCAGCCUGUGGUUUGCCGCCAUACUCAGUGUCAUCCACUGCGUGAAGAUCUCAAACUACAACAACUCCCUGUUCAUCUGGCUCAAGCUGAGGCUCUGCCGGCUGGUGAAAUGGCUCAUUGUAGCCAAUCUACUGACUUCUCUGGCUUUCACCAUUGCACCUCUGUGGUUUGUAUUUCCCCACAAUCAAUCCACUUCAAUAGAUGUUCCGCAGAACAACGCAACCUUGAACCCACUACAAAACAUUCCCAGCCCAUUAUUUGUACUGUGCUUGGGUUCUCUUCUGCCGUUCCUCAUAUUCUGUGUCGCCGUUUCGCUUCUGAUCAAUUCGCUGAGAAUGCACGUCCGACAGAUGAGAAGCCGAGCAACAGGUUUCCAGGUGUCUCACGUGGAAGCUCAUUUGAGGGUGAUAAAAGGCAUGGUCUUUUUCCUUGUCCUCUUUCUCCUGUAUUUCUCAGUCAUUAUUUUGGGAGCAGAUAAGAAGACUGACAGUAAUUGGAUAUAUUUCUAUCUAGGCUUAGCCUUCUACCCAUCUCUCCAUUCUGCUGUCCUGAUCUAUUCCACUCGCCAGUUAAGAACGGCAUGCUUAGCAAUUUAUCAUGGAGCCAAAACGUGCAUUUGUGUACCCCAUGGAAAUAUAUGUGACUGAUUACCACCGGAUCUAUACUAACUUGUAGUCCACCUGUAUUGCUUCUCAAACUCUUGUAGUUUCCUUUUACUUAUCCACAGUCCGGCUGGCCACAGCCCUAUUCACCUCCUUCCAUAGGCUUCAUAUUGUUGUGGUAUGGUGUCACUGAGAGCUCAGCCAGUCAUGAAUACUCUCUGAUGGACUUCUUCUAGUUCAGCAUUAGCAGACUUGCCCUAAGUGUCUUCUGACGAAUACCAGCAUACCUUUAGUUUCAGGUUCUUCUCUUGUCUUUUAGGGGCACCUCUGCUGUGAUGAGAACCUUCUGUAGGUAGCAUUUUAGCAUAGAAGCAUCCAAUAACCUUCUCUAUGCUAGCCAUCCUAUUCUCCAAAGCCCCAUUUGGGUUAGAGAAGGAGGACAGUUGGGGGGGGGGGCAGCGAGAUGGCUCUAAUGCCUUGGGCUGCAGAACAUCCAUUCCACAUAGAUUAUUUGAUCAUCCCUGUGGCAGAUUAAGGUUUCCUGGAGUCUAAGGCAGUACUUUGUACGUUGUUGCCCCUUUCAAGACUAGUCCAGUCCAAUUCUACUGAUGGUUCCAACAGUAACUUUGCACCACCAUUGGUGGUUAUCUGAUUCUGUAGUACUAAUGGUGGCAGUUGGUUUGGUUGGGGAGUAGGACAGGCUGGUUUAGGAGGAAGAGUUGGCCUAUUGGUUAUGUGCUCAGCCUUUGAUGAGGCAUUUCAUGCUAGGUACCCUGGUUCUAUUCCCCGAGGCAUCUCUUUAUGACUCUUGGUGUCUUGACAUACUUGGCUCACCUAUAAGGCUAAUGCCACACAGGGCUGAUUCUCAGUCUGUGAAGAAGUAUGGCUUGAGUGUAUUGGGGUGCCAGAUACAUGAAAUAAUGCCAUUGCCAUUCACAGUAAAUUCACUAAUUUACAUUACCCAGUUCAUUAUGCCCCCCAUCAGUCUCCAUCAAAGCCAGGACCAACAUUUAAUAUACAUCAGGAUUUCCCAGCCUCAAAGAUGGAGAACCAAGGACACAAUGGAGGACUUUCAUUCUUUGCAUGGCCAUUAUUCUAAAAACUAUCUCAGCUUGUACAUUUGUUAUGUUGCACGUCUGUCCAACUGAAUCUAAUCCACCUAUGCCACAUGCACUUGCACCAUCCAUAUGUCUUGCCUUAAAAGGGUGUUGUGUUACUGCUGAACCAGCCCUGUUGGCUGUUUUACUGAGAGCGUGCUGAUUGGAAGAGAUCCGCAGCCAAUCAAGCCCCUGUAUCUAUCAG